GCCACGAACCCACUGUGCUGACCACUGGACAUGGAGUCUUGUGCAAAGGGCACUGAGGACCCUAGGGGGACCAGAGGAGGCCGCGGCCUCCCCUCCCCUGCGGGCUCCAGCGCCCGGCGGCUGCUGUCACGGCUGGACGUGCGCCCCCUGGCGGCUAGAGCUGCAGCCGACGUGUCCGCACUGGUACGCAGGGCGAGCGCCACACUGCGCCUGCGCUCGAAGGAGAGAUUUUUGCCUCAAGCCGGCACUAGAACGUGCGACGAAGCCCUUAGUGUGACUGACUCUGCAGACAUAGAAGUCACAGAUAGUCGCCUGCCACAUGCCACUGUUGUGGAGCACCAGCCCCAGCACUGUAGGUCAAAGACGCUGGGUGCGGGUACUGCACCACCUCAAGUGACUCUAGAUAAAGCAAGCUGUGCUUGGAAGUCUUCCCGGACCUCUGGUUGGUUCUCUGUGGAGCUGCUCCGUGGGUCUGAAGGCUUUGGCCUCACCUUCAAUGGGGGCCGAGAUGGAGCAGGGGAUGAGCCACUGGCAGUGCGUGGGCUGCUGAAGGACGGGCCUGCACAGCGCUGUGGUCAUUUGCAGAUUGGCGACCUCGUGCUCCAAAUCAAUGGAGAGUCAACGCAAGGCCUUACCCAUGACCAGGUCCUGGAGCAGAUCCGUGCUGGAGGCCCCAGGCUCCGGCUUGGGCUCAGGCGGCCUUCCAGCAAGCCUGAGGGACUGGGAGGACCCCAGAAACAAGAUUGCAGCCCAGAUCCUGAGGGCCCAGAGAGGAGGUCCCAGAGCAUCAACCUUUCCCCAGCACACCACCCUCGAUCCAGCAGGAAGCCCAAGACCCGGGGCAGCCCCGAGCCUAUUGCAGAGGCAGUGGCUGAUGGCCCCGUGGUUCCUUCUCCAGAACUCAACGCUGAGGACUCAGGCAACCAUAUGGCGGGUUCCCCGGGGCCCUGGUUAGUGCCCAGCGAGGAGAGCCUCUCGCGGGCGCUGGGGGUCCCGGGGUCUGCCCAGUUCGCUCAGGAGAUGGCAGCUGGAAGGCGAAGGCACUAAGUGUACAUCAGACUGCUCUGUGCUCACUUGCUAGAGUUCCACCAGGAUCUGUCGCACCCCGACAACUAUGCGCUGGCAUUGUCCUGAGUUUCCUCCUGGUCGGGACCCGCUCCCUCUGCGCAGUCCACUGGCCCACAUCCCCGCACUGAGCCAGUGGUACAGUACUCCCAGUCCCCCAAUUCCCGAGCUUAUGGUUCCAGGUGGGCAGGGAAGGCAAUAAAACAAACCUGUCCUGUCUGGACUCGCCGGGUGCUGCAGGCGGGGUGGGGCUUCUCAUCCAUCCUGGAAAGGAGGGGGUGGGCUGAUCUGGUUUCAAAAGGGCAUCUUGGAACCACUGAGGAGCUACGUGCUGUUUCUUUCCUGCCUCAUGGGUCUUCCCUUCUGCCUGUCCUCAGCCCCACGUGUUUGCUCCACAUUUCUUUUUUCAUCAAUUCCAGCUCUUCUCGCCAUUCCUUCAUUUCACUCUUUUGGAGGUGUGCGGAGACUCGCACGUUAUUGCGUGUGGCUGGGAAUGCAAAGGUGGACCUGUUGUGGGAUGCACCAUAGUCCGCACUGUGCUUGCUGGGAGUCGUCCACACCCUCAGCUGACAGCGGCAUAGCAAGUCUAAAAGCCUGGGGAGGCUUCCUUUUCCUGCAGUCUUCCACUUCCGGCCUGGAAGGGCAGCUUUUGCUGGCAUGUAGUCUGCCACCCUCAAAGCAAAGGCUGGGGCCUUGGAGCCCCCUUUGGGACUGAGCCAGGAAGGUGUGAGUCAGCACCCUGGGCGGCCCAGGCUAAAAAAGGCUGUUAAAACCUGUGAGUCACGCCCCUUUUCCUUAGAUGGCAAGGAACUGCAACCAGCUGGUGCACACGCCCUACUCUGGCUGUUAAGGUUUCUGGGAGAAACCUAGAGUUUUCCCCACCCUGGGAGCCCAGCUCCACGGGCAGAGGCUGCGGUCAACGGGACUCCAACCUGGGUAGCUCCUCAUAAGGUGUUAGCUGAGGCCAGAAAUGCGUAGUCACCUCUGCUGUCACCACAUCCUGAACACUGUCCCAUUGCCCCAAGUAGGGAAGCUGUGGUUGGAGGGGAACUGACAACUUUUGUGCCUAUGAGAAAGAGGCAGAUGGGGGAGAAAUAAAUUAAAGGACAGGAGUGUGAGUCUGGGCUGAGCUGGGGUAUGAAUGCAAAAGAGAGGAACAUUGGAAAGUCUAGCUGUAGAUAUUGUGGGGGAGUGUGUUCAGGGCAUCCAGCUCCCCUUGACUCAGAGCUUGGUGGAGGUGUGGCUCGACAGAUGUCCGAAAGGGAUGACAGAGCUCCAUUCUUAUAAACACAGUCACACCCAGGCUACUAAAACUAGCAACACAGCCUCCACUCAGUCUUAUCCCUUCAAGUGCCUUUAGUACAAUAUUUUUAUCUAGUUGCAUACCUACUCAACAACCCUGAUGUGUGUCCAUUUCACAAGAGGAAGAAAGUGAGGCCUAGAGACUGCAAAUAGCUUUAGGUGGAGGGUGAGUGGAAGAAAGAUUUAAUUAAAGUCUGAUUUUUUUUUUUUUUGAGGCAGAGUCUCCUCGGUGUGUAGUGCAAGCUGGCCUUGAACUUGCUUAUGUAGCCUAGGCUGGCCUUCAACUCCUGGUGAUUUUCCUGCCUCAUCCACAUCCAGUUGACAGCCUGAUUUCUA
Messenger RNA from Octodon degus (degu), 2703 nucleotides. RefSeq names its product MAGI family member, X-linked (gene Magix). The coding region runs from base 31 to 1047 and encodes 338 amino acids. The transcript has 7 exons. Gene Ontology annotation, molecular function: protein binding. The record is from RefSeq and is a predicted model, not a curated record. NCBI's taxonomy places the organism in Eukaryota, Metazoa, Chordata, Mammalia, Rodentia, Octodontidae.